GAAAAUGUUUUGUGGUCAAUGUUGAUAAUGAGGGGUGGAGGUAUUUAGGAUAGAAAAUAAGAGUUAUUUGUCAAAAAAUGGCUGAAGGUUCCUCCGUAUUAAAUCAAGAUGAUGUGGUAUGUCGAUUUUUUCUUUAUUCGUCCUGUAAAGAGGGUGAUAGAUGUCCAUUUUCUCACGACACUUCUCGUCGCACACCCGAUUCUGUAUGCCGUUACUACCUGCAGGGAAAAUGUCAAUUUGGUGACCAUUGCAGAUUCGAUCACAUACCAAUGAAGGAUGGAGAAAAUUUUAAGCAACGUUAUCGCAGUGACAGACAUUCUGCUGGAUCUUCUCGUCAACAGUUCGAAUGUCGCAACUCGCAUGCAGCCAGGCCUGAUUCAAACAAGAAAGAUGCUUACCAACCAAGGUAUAGUUUUCUUCACCGCAAUGCAUUUAAAAAUGAUGUUUCAAAUUCGGGAAUGAGUGGCCCUCACUCAUCUAAUUGGGUAAAUGCUCCCGAAUUCGUUCCGAAAACUGUUAGAUCAUAUGCAGACACAGUAAAAUCCACAAUAUUUACAAAUCCUGAGCCCGACAAAAUGCAUUCGGAAGAAUUAUGUGCUGCUUUUAUGGAAGAUGCAUGCCCAUUUAACGACCAGUGCCCCUUUGUUCAUGGAAAUGUUUGUGAACUGUGUAGUAAGGCGUGCCUUCAUCCUUACGACGAGAAACAGCGCAAAGAACACACCGAGCAAUGUGAAAAAGAGCUUGAACAAGACAUGGAAUUAGCCUUUGCUGUGCAGCGUAGCAUCGACAAGACCUGUGGCAUCUGUAUGGAUGUCAUCAUGGAAAAGGAUCCGAUCAGCGAACGCCGAUUCGGGAUAUUGGAAAAGUGCAAUCAUGUAUUUUGUCUGAGCUGUAUCAGGAAAUGGCGGCGCUCGAAAGAAUUCGGAAGCAACCAGCACAUCGACAGCGUGUUGGAUCCGGUUGUCACCCGCGCCUGUCCCGAAUGCAGGGUUGCAUCUGAUUUUAUCACACCGAGCUUGUACUGGGUGGACACAGAAGAAGAAAAGAAAAAACUGAUCACUGAAUAUAAAGGUGCAUUAAGUAAAAAGCCUUGCAAGUACUUCAAACAAGGGGAAGGAACAUGUCCAUUCGGCGGGGCUUGUUUUUAUCUUCAUGCAAAGCCCGACGGCACUAAAGUCGAAUUACCACCUCCGACACGAAGGCGGCGACAAAAUCAAGAUGGAGAACUAGAUUAUAUGGGAAGAAUAUUCUUGUGGGAUUACUUGGAGUUUAGAGAAGAAAACAUUUUGUUGCAUUUAGAUAUUGAUGAUCAUCUUGUAUACACUUGGUCUGAAUCAGAUGAUGAUGCUUCCGAUGUUAGCGAUAACUUUUUUUUGAGUGAAUCCUUCUGAAGAAGAAGAUAAGUUUGUAGAAUCUUUCUACAGUUAGCAAAAUCUUAAGUUGUAUUCCAGUUUUUUCCUACCAUGUCCAUUUUCGUGUGUGAAUAAACACAGGAAUCAUAAAUAAUGUUACUUUUAGACUACAAAUCAUUAGGAUUUGAUGCUUUUCGAUGCUGCACGUAUACAAUACUCCCCAUUUACUGUUUAAUGAAUUUCAGAUGAAAAUAUACAGGGUGCACAUAGGUAAAUUGUGUUAUGUUUCCUGUUGCCACCAUUGGAGGAUGUCAUUUUAUCAAUGUUCCAAAUGUAUCUAUUUACUACAAAUGAGUCCUAGAGAAAAAAUUAAUAUUGCUCGAGCGUAAUUUUCAAAUAUGAAUGACAAGAAAUGAAGUUAUUACAUGUUGUAAUGCUGUAAAUCUGUGCUUGCAACUAGGAUGUGAAUAACAAGACGCUUUAUUAUGAAGAAAAGUCUAUUGGUGUUGUAUAUGCCUUAGAAUAACUUUGCAAAAGCCGAGAGAAAAAGUUGAUGAACAUGUGAUUAUAUAUCACCUUUAUUCAGAGCCAUUUUGCCAUCCAUAUCCAAAAUGUCCAAUUCUACAUAAACAUUUUUAACAAUAACUCUUUUAUGCUCUCUUCAUGUCUUUUGUUUAUGAAUUGGCAUUUUAGUUUUAUACAUAUUGGAGAUGUUUUUCCCGGUAUUAUGUUUAGGGAUUUAUAAUGUUUGUUCUUGAGUAACUGAAUAACAUUCUAGGUGACUUAAAGUUUACCUUGAAGUAGAUUAAUUUUGCAAUGCAAAAUUUUUCAACAUUACAUCAAACAUUGACUUCACUGAAACUUUGAAAUGUUAGUACUCAAAAUCCUUUCUCGGUGAAACUUAACAAAAAAAAACUUUGGUAUGUAUAUUAUUCGGUGACGUAAGCUUUAAAAUAUCUAACCCUUGUUAGAAUAUGUUUUGUGAUACACAUUUCGAUCUUUCAAUGAAUUUAUUAAGCGUUGGUUCAUGUUUUGCUUGUAAUCAUAAAAUGUAUUAACUUCAAAAAAGCAAAGAAAAGGAAAUUAUCUUUUUAUUCAGCUGCCAAAAUUAAAUACUCUUUUACUUAUGUUGAAUCAUAUAUAUAUAAGGGAAUGAAAACGUGAUAUCUACUUUACACGUUGUGUUCGUAAGUUGCUUGAAGUAACUCUUGAUUUUUCUGAAUAAAGAUGCAUAUACCAGUU
Molecule: messenger RNA, 2594 nt
Organism: Uloborus diversus
Lineage: Eukaryota; Metazoa; Arthropoda; Arachnida; Araneae; Uloboridae
Product: probable E3 ubiquitin-protein ligase makorin-1
Exons: 1
Coding region: 78-1391 (437 amino acids)
Biological process (GO): protein polyubiquitination
Molecular function (GO): metal ion binding; ubiquitin protein ligase activity
Source: RefSeq, a predicted model, not a curated record